This is a messenger RNA of Colletotrichum destructivum, 3229 nucleotides long. RefSeq names its product Putative MFS transporter superfamily. NCBI's taxonomy places the organism in Eukaryota, Fungi, Ascomycota, Sordariomycetes, Glomerellales, Glomerellaceae. The transcript is spliced from 4 exons. The record is from RefSeq and is a predicted model, not a curated record. Bases 858 to 2837 code for a protein of 659 amino acids. Gene Ontology annotation, biological process: amino acid transmembrane export from vacuole.
ACCAACCACGCCGGCCCACUGCUCAUUCUUGCAAACCUGACGACACAUUAACCCAACUUAUCUCACACUCACCCUCGGUUGCUUUCGAUUCUGUCUUCAUCUCAUAUCUCCCUCCGGCCGUCUCAUUCAUCCGGGCACCAGAGUUUUGGCCCUAUGUUGCUGUCCACGCGAAUAACACGCCGCCGCCGCCGCCACCCCCACCUACACAUUCGGACUGUCGCAUAGGCGUCCAUCACCCCGUCAGAUCAUCGCAGCACACAACAAGUCGCCUCCUGGUCUCCUGCCUCGAGCGGGCCUGUGACACACCUCGUGUCCCGUCCAGACCCGACAAACUACUACGGCCGGACCCACUGUCGAGGGACCGGUAAGCUCUCGACGACAGCGAGCAGCAGAAACAAAGACAACGAACGAUCUGGUCAGCAAGCUGCACUGCAGCAUAGGCAGCUGGAAAUUCGCCGAGUGGUUCGACUCAGAGGCAGUAGCCGCAGCGGCAGCCGCAGCGGCAGCAGCGGGGUUCGAUACGCCCACCCAACCCAUCAUCGAUUCUGGAACGUCCCUCUGGCGAGGUGCCUAGCACUGCGACGAUCUCAGUGCUGGGUACCUUGCUCGACUUGCACAUACGUCUUGUAAAUCGCAUACUGUCUUGCUCGUCUGAGGUGCUGAAGGUUGACGUUGACAAGUUCCUGGUUGUGUCUGCCUACACCUAAACUCAGAACAGGUCUCUGCGCACUGCUGCUGCUGCUGCGGCCAGAGUGCACCUGCCCCAACACGCUCCAGGUGAAACAGACAGGCCUGUAUCGGUACCUAGUCAGCUGUCCUACCUCAACCAGUAAAGUCACGUUUAGCUAUUACCUGCCAUGGUCCCCAGGCAGGAGGAACACGCUCGGCCGCCGCCUGCACCACGUCUCUGGUCGCGACUCUCAACUCUAUCCAAACGUUCCUUCCGCUCCUUCACCUCCGACUUUGAGGCCGACGACGAACGUUCCGACACCGACUCGGAAUACGAGAGAAUGAGCGGCAGCACCAGCGACGGCUUUCCUCAUGGCCAAGGCCGUUAUCAUGGCGAAGAUACCCGCCCCACGAGCCAGAAGGAGCUCUCUGGCUGGUAUGCAUACGCCUUUGCCGCCGAAACCUAUGUCAUUUGUGCUAUUGGCUCCUUCAUCCCAAUUCUUCUUGAGACUCUUGCACGCGAAAACGGCGUCUUGCUGUCCGAUCGGUCAACCCCCUGCGGCACGAGCGAUUCCAAAAACAAGGCCGAUGGGCAAUGUGUUGUCUAUGUCCUGGGCAUUGAGAUCAACACGGCCAGCUUCGCCAUGUACACUUUCUCCAUUAGCGUUUUGCUCCAGGCGCUUUUGGUGGUGAGCAUUAGCAGUGCUGCCGACCACGGCAAUUCAAGAAAGAAGCUUCUGCUCACAUUCGCAUGGAUCGGGAGCUUCUCCGUCAUGGCCUACAUCUUUGUCAGCAAGAGCACCUACAUCCUGGGUGCUCUUUUGGCCAUCGUAUCCAACGUUUGUUUUGGUGCCUCCUUCGUGCUUCUCAACUCCUUCCUGCCCUUGCUGGUCCGACACCACCCCGAGGUUCUCGCGUCCGAGACUGUUCAUGCGCUGGAUCUAGAACAUCCGGAUCUGGAGCCGCAGCUCCUGGGUGGGUCUCAACUGGGUGAGGAUAUUGCCGCCGUCAGUGAUAUCGAUGACCAAACAUCGGCCUUGCUUGGGAGGAAUGGACAUGGAGGGCACCCUUUGGUUCGGAAAGCCACGCACGAGGAGCUCACCUCUGUCGAACUGCAGCUGUCAACUCAGAUAUCCGCCAAGGGGAUCGGUAUCGGAUACAUUGCCGGCCUAUUCGUGCAAUGUGUCGCCAUUGCCAUCCUAAUUGCCAUGAAGAACACCACCUGGUCGCAAAGGGUCGUACUGUGUAUGGCUGGCUGUUGGUGGGCGUUCUUCACGAUCCCUGCCGCUAUGUGGCUCCGCCCCAGGCCUGGUCCACCGAUGCCUCUAUCAUCGGGCAAAGGUGCUCGGGCGUGGAUGGCAUACAUCGCCAAUGCAUGGAAAUCACUGUAUAACACCGUCAGGUUGGCUGGACGCUUGAGAGAUAUUGUCCUGUACUUGAUCGCGUGGUUCCUAUUGAGCGACGCAAUAGCAACGACAUCUUCCACGGCAAUCCUGUUCGCCAAAACCCAGCUGCACAUGAAGCCAUGGGCGUUGGGAAUGAUUAACGUCAUUUCUACUACGGCUGGUGUCAUUGGUGCGUUCAGUUGGGCAUUUGUGUCUCGCAAGUUCGACUUGAAGCCCCACCAAACCAUCCUCGUCUGCAUCGCCCUCUUCGAACUCAUACCCAUCUAUGGGCUGCUUGGAUACUUGCCGUUUGUGCAGAGUUGGGGAGUUAUUGGAUUGCAGCAGCCAUGGGAGAUGUACCCUCUGGCCGCGGUUUACGGUCUGGUGCUGGGAGGACUAAGCUCGUAUUGCCGCAGCCUUUACGGGGAGCUCAUUCCACCAGGUUCCGAAGCUGCCUUUUACGCCUUGUAUGCCAUAACGGACAAGGGUUCAAGCUUUUUUGGGCCUGCCAUUGUUGGUGCCAUCAUCAACUCAUCAGGAGACAUCCGGCCAGCAUUUUGGUUCCUAGCAGCCCUCGUUGGUCUUCCGGCUCCUCUCAUAUGGAGUGUAAAUGUGGAGAGGGGCAAGUGUGAGGGAGACAAACUUGCAGAGGUUAUAGAAGGGUUCAGAAGUCAGCAAAGAGAAGGCGGCAGUGAAACAGAAGAGAGUGACGAGCGCCCGAUCCUGAGCGCAUACGACGACGAGGAAGAUGAUCAUAAUCACAAUCGACCCAGGGAGUACUGAAGAGCCAGAACUUACACGAUAGCAUAGCAUCGGCGUCAGGAGUGUUCGGCUACAGCAUUGUGUUGCGCAAUUAGCAGAAAAGCCCCGGAGCAGAAGCAGUUGAGAACUGCACGAUAAACAAUGGACUUGAAUUAUGUCUCUUGUCGGUUCUUGUGCCGUUCUAUAUGUAGUCCCGCUCCCCACGAAUGUCCACAAAUCAUCGCGGUCCACAUUGUGUUUCCCUUCUCCUUCUAUUCCUGGUUCUAAUUAUCUGUUGUGCCCGCUGUUGAUGUCAUCUCACUUUUUAAUACAUCAAGGUGCCUUGUGUCGCCUAACUCAGUAGCAAGUCAUGUGUGUUUGUUUGCCGCACUGAUUCCAGAAAAGCUUGGUGAUUGUUAUUUGACGGUGUUAUC